CACCUGCAGCUGAUCCGGCAGGAGCUGGCCGUGUGCCCCUCGCAGCUGAGUGCCUUCCUGGACGCCCUGCGCCCGUACCUGCGGGCACGCUGCGGCGAGGAGCUGCUUCCAGUGACAUCGCCGCCCGUGAGGCUGUCAGACGGCGCCACCUUCGUCAUCUACGAGUUCUGGGAGACGGAGGAGGAGUGGAAGAGGCACCUGCAGAGUCCUGAGGGCAAGGCCUUCCGGCACGCCAAGGUGGACGCGCUGAGCCAGCCCGAGGCCCUCUCGCGGAUCGCCGUGCCAGGUACGGGAGGGGAGGCCACCCCCCUGGGGGGGUCAGGGAGUAUCCUUGUCCCCACACACGCUGCUGCCACUGCGGACAGCGGCCAGGGAAACAGCAGGAGAGCCGUGACCCUGUAG
This is a messenger RNA of Oryctolagus cuniculus (rabbit), 402 nucleotides long. The record is from RefSeq and is a predicted model, not a curated record. NCBI's taxonomy places the organism in Eukaryota, Metazoa, Chordata, Mammalia, Lagomorpha, Leporidae.